Molecule: messenger RNA, 738 nt
Organism: Adineta ricciae
Lineage: Eukaryota; Metazoa; Rotifera; Eurotatoria; Adinetida; Adinetidae
Source: the annotation of a GenBank genome assembly
AUGCACUCAUUGAUCGCAAUACUAGCGUUUUCAUUCGCCGUUCUAUACAUACCUAUUCACAGUUGUAUAGUGAAAGCAAAUCCAACGUUGAACGUACGUAAAACGCCUUCAGCGUCGGGAACAAUUGUGAAAAGUCUCUAUCAAGGCACAACAGUGAGCUGUUUAGAGAAAAAGAAUGGAUUUUGUCGUGUUGGUACAGACCAAUGGGCAUCUGCCGAGUACAUCAAUUGUGCUACAUCAAAAUCCGAUUCGUACGAAAACACUGCACCCAAAGCUGAUUAUACUCGUAAAACAUGGCGAGGAGUGAAAUUGAAUCAACGUACCAUCGAUAUGAUCCUACGCGCUGAAGUUUACGUGGAACAAAUGGGAAUGAGUGGCUUUCAGUUUUCGUUAAGUCAAGGUUCGUACUCGUCGAGCGUUGCUGCAAGUGCUGGCACACAUGAUGGCGGUGGUGCUAUUGACAUUCGCACAUCCGUUGUUAAUAACGAUAAGAAGAAAGUCGACACCAUGGUUGUUGCUUUGCGUAAAGCUGGCUUUGCUGCUUGGUCACGCGGACGUGUUGCAGAUAGUUUUCAAAAUAAUAAGCAUAUUCAUGCUAUUGCUAUCGGAGACCGAGAAGCAUCAUCGGGUGCUAAAAAUCAAGUGGCUAGCUUUAAACGUGGUCGAAAUGGACUUAAAGGUGAUGGUGUUGAUCCAGACGCUUAUUUAAGUCGAGCAACACCUGCUUGGGCUAAAUAG